Molecule: messenger RNA, 1242 nt
Organism: Suillus plorans
Lineage: Eukaryota; Fungi; Basidiomycota; Agaricomycetes; Boletales; Suillaceae
Exons: 5
Coding region: 1-1242 (413 amino acids)
Source: RefSeq, a predicted model, not a curated record
AUGACUUCCGGAAGACACAGGGCGCAUCAACCACAGUCUCAGAAGCUCACAGACAAGGAGAUUUUGGAGUUGAAGAACUACCUUCCUGAGUGGACUGCCGCCAAAAGGAGUGAGAAGAGGGGGAUUUUCACUGCCAUAGCAAGGGCGGCCAGGUUGUUUGCUCCUAAGGUGGACCAAAAACAAUGGAAAAAGAGGAAGCAGGUGUACAAGACUUGGUUGUUCAACAACAAGAAAAAGAAGGAAAGGAAGGACACCAUCAAGUAUGGGAGGAAAUGGAUGCCCAGGAUGGUGGUCUACCAGCAGAAACGCGAAGAGGUGCUGAAGAGGAUUGAGGACGAGUCGGGGGUAAAGCCCGGAGAUCCUGGUAUGUUCAAACAUUAUCAGGCGGCGGUGAAGAGAGUCAUGGCUGAAUUGGACGACGACGAGUUGGAGAAGGCGAAAGAAACAGCGGAAGAGUGGUCCAACAACUGUCUGCCUCCGGAGAUACAAGCACAAGUCGCCCGUAAGAAGGGUCCGGCAUAUAUGGAGCACUUUUUGAACGAGAUGUGGAGGCAAUGUGGGAUGAGAGUUUUUGUGAUGUCGGCUUGGAAGAAUGAAAAGGGAGAGGUGCUGUUCGGGAUGCAUGAUGAUAACGAGGCCUUAGGAGAUGGGGACAGCUUCAUGAAGACAAAGGACUGGGAGGACAUUGAGCCAGUGUGGCAGGAGUACGCGCAGGAACAGUUCGGUGCCGGGGCACGGGAUGGAGGACAUCAGGUCAAGGGAGGUCGAAAAAGAAUUCGAAAACCAGCUUUCGAACUCGAAAUGGAUGGGGAGGGUAUGCCACUCCUUCCCGACAUCACCGACACGAAACUUGAGGAGAAGAAGGCCAUAGUGAGGGCCUUUCUUACAUCGCACUAUCGGAUAUGUUCCGGGAAGGACAAGGCGGUUGUACCAUGGAGUGCCAUUGUACAAAGUCAGGAUGACUUCGUGGCCCGGACGUAUCUUCCGGCAGAUGUUGACUUGAAGGAGCCUUCAAAGCUGCAAAAUUGGGACACGACUGCCUUGCUCCAUUUCUGGCAUGCUCGGCAGGAAACAGGAGAAGGUCCCACAUUUCUGUUCAAAGCAUGGAAGAACAAAGAUGGGGACAUGGUACCAUCUGUCAUAUCUGGCAAGUCGCCCUCUCCUCAGACUAGUAUAGUGAGAAAGCAGCAGAGGGUUACCAUUCAGAGGGCCUCGGGAUUCGUCGACAGAAGCCGAGAGUGA